This is a messenger RNA of Nanorana parkeri, 878 nucleotides long. RefSeq names its product canopy FGF signaling regulator 3 (gene CNPY3). NCBI's taxonomy places the organism in Eukaryota, Metazoa, Chordata, Amphibia, Anura, Dicroglossidae. The transcript is spliced from 6 exons. The record is from RefSeq and is a predicted model, not a curated record. Gene Ontology annotation, cellular component: endomembrane system. The coding region runs from base 5 to 766 and encodes 253 amino acids. Gene Ontology annotation, molecular function: signaling receptor binding.
AAGCAUGUGGUUCCUACUUCUCCUGGUUCCGUUACAGGUUGGAUUGGGUGGUGCGGUAGAUGGUGAUUGGGUCCAUUUGCCCAGUAAAUGUGAAGUGUGCAAAUAUGUCGCUGUUGAACUGAAAUCCUCAUUUGAUGAGACAUCUCGGACACAUGAAGUGAUCGAUACACGAUAUGGAUUUUUGGAAGAGGGAAAAAAGAAAAAGAUCAAAUAUACAAACUCAGAUAUUCGCCUGAUCGACGUCACAGAAGGCCUCUGUCAAAGACUGUUGGAGUACAACCUUCAUAAAGAGCGGACUGGCAGCAAUCGCUUUGCUAAGGGGAUGUCAGAAACCUUCCAAACUUUGCAUCACCUUGUCCAUAAAGGAGUGAAAGUUGUGAUGGACAUUCCAUAUGAACUCUGGAAUGAAACUUCUGCUGAAGUUGCUGAUAUGAAGAAACAGUGUGAUGUCCUGAUGGAAGAGUUUGAAGAUGUCAUUGAAGACUGGUAUCGAAACCACCAGCAAGCAGAUCUUACAGACUUCCUGUGUGCUAAACAUGUCUUAAAGGGACAAGACCAGAGUUGCCUGGAUGAAAAAUGGAGUGGUAGGAAGGGAGACACUGCUCCUUCCACUGGUAAAAAGAAACAAUCAAAUAAAGGGGGGAAAAAGAAAUCCAAGAAAGCCAAAGAAAACUCAAAGAAUCGGAACCCUGACAAGCCACCUGCAGGAAAAGCAGAUAUGUCUGAGACACAGACUUCUCAAAGCAGGACUAAUGAUGAACUUUGACAAAGCUCAGACAAACUUGAAUAGGUUACAUAAACCCCUUUUGUCCUAGACAUAUCUCUUGGAUUUGAGUCUCCAUUCUUCCUGCUCAGCUCAGCAGAUGCCCAUCACAAGA